AUGGGUAUUAAAGGGCUUUUCCAGGUCAUUUCAGACAAUGCCCCCGACGCCAUCAAGCAUGGUGAUAUCAAGCAGCAGUUCGGCCGCAAGGUCGCCAUCGAUGCUUCUAUGAGCAUUUACAGUUUUCUCAUCGCCGUGCGCUCCGACGGCCAAAUGCUGACCUCCGAAUCCGGCGAGACGACUUCCCAUUUGAUGGGGAUCUUCUACCGCACACUGCGAAUCAUUGACAACGGAAUCAAGCCCCUCUACGUCUUCGACGGCAAGCCUCCAACCCUCAAGUCCGGCGAACUCGCCAAACGUACCGCGCGCAAAGCCGAGGCUACCGAGGCCCUCGCAGACGCAAAAGAGUCAGGUACAGCAGAGGACAUUGAGAAGUUCUCGCGCAGAACUGUAAGAGUCACUCGCGAGCACAAUGAAGAGUGUAAGCGCCUGCUCAAGCUUAUGGGUGUGCCAUAUAUCGAUGCGCCUUGCGAGGCUGAGGCGCAGUGUGCUGUGCUUGCGAAGGCUGGGAAGGUGUAUGCGGCCGCGUCAGAUGAUAUGGAUACAUUGUGCUUUGAGACGCCGAUUCUGCUAAAGAAGCUCAUGUUGAGUGAGCAGAAGAAGGAGCCCGUGCAGGAAAUUGAUCUGCAAAAGGCGAUGGAUGGGCUAGGGUUCGAUCGUGCUCAGUUUAUCGAUCUAUGUAUUCUCCUCGGAUGCGAUUACUGCGAAACCAUCCCAAAGGUUGGGCCGACGACGGCGCUGAAGCUAAUCAAGGAACACAAGAGUAUUGAGAAAGUCCUUGAGCACUUGGGACCUAAAUACGCGGUCCCAGAAGACUGGCCGUACCAGGACGCCCGUGAAUUGUUCUUCAAGCCCGAGGUUAUUGACGCUGAAGAAUGUGACUUCAAGUGGGAGCCACCAGAUGUUGAUGGACUGAUCAAGUUUUUGGUACAAGAGAAAGGGUUCGCCGAGGAAAGAGUCAGGAGCGGAGUCGCAAAGCUAAACAAGAACCUCAAGAGCACCACACAGUCGCGCAUGAAUGACUUCUUUAAACCAGUCCCUAAAACGGCGGAGGAGCUUGCACUGAUCAAAAAGAAAAACGAAGAGAAAGCGGCCGAAAAAAAGAGAAAACAGAGACAAGAACAGGCGGCAAAGAAGGGUGCGAAGAAGCCCAAACUGGGGUCAUAA
This is a messenger RNA of Morchella importuna, 1167 nucleotides long. RefSeq lists its product as uncharacterized. The record is from RefSeq and is a predicted model, not a curated record. Gene Ontology annotation, molecular function: DNA binding; 5'-flap endonuclease activity; 5'-3' exonuclease activity. Bases 1 to 1167 code for a protein of 388 amino acids. Gene Ontology annotation, cellular component: nucleus; cytoplasm. NCBI's taxonomy places the organism in Eukaryota, Fungi, Ascomycota, Pezizomycetes, Pezizales, Morchellaceae. The transcript is spliced from 4 exons.